GACAAUACACUAUUAUGUGUCUCUUGUGUUUCCAUGGGUUUCUUGUUAAAUCUCAUCUCCAGGUAAAGCUGAAAGGCAUGUGAGGUUUGACAGAGAAACUGAUGAUGGUAAGACUGAGUCUAAAGACACUUCAGCACCAAAAUCAUUGCAAGAAAGAUUGUUGAUGUUGGCUGGACAAGAAAAGAGAGAGGAACAAAGCUCAGAUGACAACCAUGAGGAUGGUGAUCAAGCGAACAUCCCUAACCCGGUCCAAUCAGGAAUGGUCCCCCCUGGCCCACCCCCUGGGUUACCAAGACAACCACGCCCUGCGCACAUGAUGAACUUCAAUCAACGUCCCAUGAUGAGAAUGCUCCCACCUGGCCCACCACCUGGCCGCCCCCCAGGAAUGCAAGGAGGUAUGCUCCCCCGUGGAAUGCCUCCUCGCCCUCCUCCGGGAUUACCCCCUGGUGUACGAGGUACGAUGCCACGAGGACCACGCCCUAUGGUACCACUGCCGCCCAGGCAUCCUCCACCCGGACUCAUGACCUUGCCCCGCUCAAGACCCCCGUUACCUCCGCCUGGCGCAGUUUUAUCCGCUCCACCAUCCUUCAUCAAACCAGCGGUUUCCACUUCGCCAUCAAGUGGUACCAAACAAGACGCCAUUAUUAGUGCGAAACCUCAACUACGAAACACUCAAGCCGAGCUUACCCGGCUUGUUCCGGUUGCUUUACGAGUGAAACGCGAACAACCAAAGACAAAUAAACAAAAAGUUAAGUCCGCUAUCGAAGAAGAAAGUUUCCGACCCGCUCCUAGCGUUGCUAGCUCGGCUCCAGGACAAGUUGUUCACGCGCCAACAAAAGACGACGCUUACGCGCAAUUUAUGAAAGAGAUGGAAAUCCUCCUGUAAAUAAUAGUUUAAUAAUUUUUCCACUGCAUUUCAGCCUGAUGAGAUGAUUUUAAUCAACAAAAUAAGCGCAAUAUUUUGAAGUAAUGUUUUUUUAAAACAACCCGGGACCAGUGU
This is a messenger RNA of Dendronephthya gigantea, 1000 nucleotides long. Its product is annotated as WW domain-binding protein 11-like. Bases 164 to 886 code for a protein of 240 amino acids. Lineage: Eukaryota; Metazoa; Cnidaria; Anthozoa; Malacalcyonacea; Nephtheidae. The transcript is spliced from 4 exons. The record is from RefSeq and is a predicted model, not a curated record.